GUCCCAUCCAACCCCUUGCGUCUAUCUCCCUUGGUCACCGGCUGAACUUGCUAGAAUGAGACAGGCCAAGUAACGUAGCUUCAAGUCCUGCCUGCGUGUUUGGGGCUCUCGCGUAUUUGCUCCUGUUUUAUGUCUUUGUUUUUUCUUUUUAUCUUUUUCUCCGUUCGCGCUCGUUUAUUCAUCCCCCCCUCUUUCGCAACCCCCACCAUAAAACAAAAAGACGUCAAUUUCCCGUUCCAGAAACAUCGAUAUGUACAGAAUGCAGUUCUAGCGUUGGGCCAAAGCGGCACAGCUCUGUCCCAAUCAGAGCAGAUUGAGAUAUGCAUCAUACCCUGCCAUUGCUGAUAAGACUAGAACUGCAGACUGACACCCUCGCGU
Molecule: messenger RNA, 378 nt
Organism: Phialemonium atrogriseum
Lineage: Eukaryota; Fungi; Ascomycota; Sordariomycetes; Cephalothecales; Cephalothecaceae
Exons: 1
Coding region: 130-345 (71 amino acids)
Source: RefSeq, a predicted model, not a curated record